UACCGCCGUAACGUGCAAGCCAUUCAAUUCCUGCUCGACUCACGUCACCUGAGACUAACGCUCAAGAAUUCAAACUCGAAAACAGAAGAGAACAUUAUGUACGCUAAAUAUUGCGCAGCUUUCAUUCUUGUCGUCGUGAUAGUCGGUCUCGUGGAUGCUACCGAAAAUUACAUGGAUUACGGAGAAGAAAUGGCGGAAAAAGCACCCGCAGAGAAUAUUCAUGAGCUGUAUAAGCUCUUGCUACAACGUAAUGCGCUCGACAACGUCGGUUUGGACGGCAUCCCGCUGGAACACCUGAUGAUUCGAAAGUCGCAGCGAUCGCCAUCGCUGCGUCUCCGAUUUGGUCGUUCUGGGCAACACAUCUCCGCGGGAGCUCUGCCGAGACCCCUAGGCGCGGCGGCUGCGGCGGGAUAUGGCGACAACAAUUAAUCGGCGGAGCUGAUCCAGGGGCAUCUUUCCGAUUUGUUUCUUGAUGAAAACGCGCGACCACCCUCUCUUGUACAAUAUAAAUUAUGUAUAAUUCAUCGUCAUUGCGUCUUGCGCGCGCGCUUUCCAGGCUGGCGGUAAGCAUCCCUAAAUGUCUCUUACCCUCUCUAAAAAGGAAAGCGAAGCUUUUUUUGGUGAAAACAAUUUGUGUUAUCGGACGAAUGACUGAUCAACGUGAAAAGAAACCAACUUCAUCAUUGUUUGCACGCUUGAUUUGCGCGCGCGUUAAUCUGGAGCGACGCAUUCUUAAAACGAUAGUUUUACGAUAAUCGAUUCUUUCGCUGUGUAUGAGAUUUUGCGAGAUUCAUGACACUGUUCAACUUAAGAAAAACACGUUCUAUAAGAUCUUUCCUGUACAAUUGCACUCGCCAUUCUACCUCGUCGUCAUUUCCAUUAAUUAGUGACAGCGCUAUAAAAGGACACUUGGCCUAAGUCCUUCAUUCAUGGGAUAACAAUCUAAACGCUUCGAUCGUUACAAUUUUCUCUUCGCAAUCGUCCCUUCAUUUAAUUAUAUGUAUCAACACGAAAUAUAGAAAUUACUUUACGCCCUGUGCGCUAACGUUACACAGCAGAGUAUCCCAGACUU
Molecule: messenger RNA, 1072 nt
Organism: Mycetomoellerius zeteki
Lineage: Eukaryota; Metazoa; Arthropoda; Insecta; Hymenoptera; Formicidae
Product: short neuropeptide F
Exons: 4
Coding region: 97-429 (110 amino acids)
Source: RefSeq, a predicted model, not a curated record